This is a messenger RNA of Urocitellus parryii (Arctic ground squirrel), 1206 nucleotides long. Lineage: Eukaryota; Metazoa; Chordata; Mammalia; Rodentia; Sciuridae. The record is from RefSeq and is a predicted model, not a curated record.
GCCGCCUGUUGAUCGCCGCGCUUGCCCGGGCCGCGGCGCCGCCCCAGCUCAUCCGACCCCGUUACCUCGGGGUUGACAGGCCGACGGCCAGCACCGCUGGCUCCGGGAUGAGCGCACGGACGGUGCUAAUCUGAAGUCUCAGGAAGCUGGACUACUUCAAGGUGCAUGGUCCAUGAGAAAGGCAUAUAAGAAGCUAUGGCACUCCCCUUUCAAAAAGAGCUGGAGAAAUACAAGAACAUUGAUGAAGAUGAGCUUCUUGGCAAGCUCUCAGAAGAGGAACUGAAACAGUUGGAAAAUGUUCUAGAUGACCUAGAUCCUGAGAGUGCCAUGCUGCCAGCUGGAUUCCGACAGAAAGACCAGACACAGAAAGCAGCCACCGGCCCGUUUGACCGCGAGCACCUCCUCAUGUACCUGGAAAAGGAGGCCUUGGAACAGAAAGACAGGGAGGAUUUUGUGCCCUUCACUGGAGAAAAGAAAGGAAGAGUCUUCAUUCCCAAAGAAAAGCCUGUAGAAACUCGUAAAGAAGAAAAGGUGACCCUGGAUCCAGAACUGGAAGAAGCCUUGGCCAGUAAUGCUCAUUCAUUGUUGUCUUUGUUUUUAGCUGUCCUUGGAGUACACAAUUUGCUGAACAAUCCAAAGUUUGAUGAAGAAACAACCAACGACAAAGGUGGCAAGGGCCCCGUAAGAAAUGUGGUCAAAGGUGAAAAGGUCAAGCCAAUAUUUGAGGAACCACCCAAUCCCACAAAUGUGGAAGUCAGUCUGCAACAGAUGAAAGCCAAUGAUCCCAGCCUACAAGAAGUCAACCUCAACAACAUCAAGAACAUUCCGAUUCCAACCUUGAAGGAAUUUGCAAAGGCUCUGGAGACCAACACUCAUGUAAAGAAGUUCAGCCUGGCUGCAACCCGCAGCAAUGACCCUGUGGCCAUUAGGCAGCAGUUGGGAACAGCUGUAGAGAUGGAAAUUGCYCAGAUGCUGGAAGAAAAUUCAAGGAUCCUCAAGUUUGGAUACCAGUUUACCAAGCAAGGGCCACGGACAAGAGUGGCAGCUGCCAUCACAAAGAAUAAUGACCUGGUUCGUAAGAAGAGAGUUGAAGGAGACCGAAGGUAAACGUCCACUAGAAGAGAGGAACUUUCACCACACAGCCAUCUAAAAACCGACACAAACUCUUCUCCUUCCCYGUGGGACCAUUUUGUCAAAGGUUGUUCA